Molecule: messenger RNA, 369 nt
Organism: Aspergillus ibericus CBS 121593
Lineage: Eukaryota; Fungi; Ascomycota; Eurotiomycetes; Eurotiales; Aspergillaceae
Exons: 1
Coding region: 14-184 (56 amino acids)
Source: RefSeq, a predicted model, not a curated record
GCCGCUGCAUGCGAUGCCCGCAGAUCGACGGCCAGACUGGCUGGCUGGUAUCUCUCUAGGCCCGGCCCGUUCGACGCCUGGAUAUCCCCGAUUCCCGCCCGUCAGCCUGCAGCCAUCUUGGAAGGGAUGGAGGCGAUUGGGCAGAGCUGGCAGCAUCACAGAAGCCGGCCUCGAGGGGAUAUAACUUGAUACAACUUGGCACCGUGGCUAUCAUCUUCCGCUUGACACCAGGACCUCUGCUCCAAGCUUGUCAUUUCCCACUGUAUCUUCUCAGCGUGAAUCUUUGCAAAUCCUUGCCUUCUUGCAACGAUGUUCCGUCAUAAAUUUGAACUGCCGUUGUUGAGGGAUGGACAUCGGUCCGAGAAGCAC